Molecule: messenger RNA, 1986 nt
Organism: Carassius gibelio (silver crucian carp)
Lineage: Eukaryota; Metazoa; Chordata; Actinopteri; Cypriniformes; Cyprinidae
Product: max-like protein X
Exons: 8
Coding region: 32-826 (264 amino acids)
Biological process (GO): regulation of transcription by RNA polymerase II
Cellular component (GO): nucleus
Molecular function (GO): DNA-binding transcription factor activity, RNA polymerase II-specific; RNA polymerase II cis-regulatory region sequence-specific DNA binding; protein dimerization activity
Source: RefSeq, a predicted model, not a curated record
GCAGGAUGCGUCUCUAGAGGUCAGACAGAUAAUGGCCAGUAGGGGGCGCAGCUCGUACCAUCCCGUCAUUGUUUAUUGCAAAAUGACGGAAAACAGCGCGUCGCCGGAGGAUCCCUGGCUCAAACAGACGGACGGCACCUUCAGCGACAACGGCUUCGAUCACAGUUUCUUUGCCGAGAGUGCUCAAAAAGAAAGUUUGGUGUCAAGAGCCAACAGCAUUGGAUCCACAAGUGCCUCUUCAGUACCAAACACAGAUGAUGAAGACAGUGAUAACAGACAUGAGACGCCCUAUAAGGAGUCGUAUAAAGACCGGAGAAGACAGGCACACACACAGGCAGAGCAGAAACGCAGAGAUGCCAUCAAGAAAGGCUAUGAUGACCUGCAGUCUAUAGUGCCUACAUGCCUGCAGCAGUCAGACUUUGCUAUGGCCACACAGAAGAUAAGUAAAGCUACAGUCCUGCAGAAGACAAUCGACUACAUUCAGUUUCUCCACAAAGAAAAGAAGAAACAGGAAGAGGAUGUUUCCACUCUUAGGAAGGAGGUGAUGGCGUUGAAAAUUAUGAAAACGAACUAUGAGCACAUUGUGAAGGCCCAUCAGAAUAACCCUCAGCAGGGCAGCGAGCAGGUUUCAGAUCAGGUGAAGUUCAGUGUGUUUCAGAGCAUCAUGGAUUCUCUGUUCCAGUCCUUCUGUGCCUCGGUGUCAGUCAACAGCUUUCAGGAGCUCUCUGCUUGCGUCUUCAGCUGGAUCGAGGAACACUGCAAGCCCCAGACGCUGAGAGAGUUUGUGGUGACUGUGCUGCAGCAAGUGAACGGUCAGCUGUACUGAAGCUGUCGAUCUGUAUGUCUGACGUCUGUCUGUCUCUCAGGCCAUUAUCUCACUCAAGAACAGUCUCUCUAAUGGACCGCGGUGCGUUCAAGAACUCUGAAGAGACACAGCAGCGCUGGCUCAAGUAUCGACUGAUAUAGUGUUAAUGGCAAUGAUUCCAAUCAAAAAAAUGUGGAACUGCAAUAAUUCAGUCAGAUCUGUCAUUUUCUUGCUAAUAAUUUGGAAGGUAAUAAUCUGUUCCAAGAUGUUUGCGAUUGCAUCCUCUGUUUCCUUCCACAUCUUCAGCUGGUUUCCAAAUGAAAAAAUGUUUAAGUUCUAUUUAGGUGAUGUUGUUGAACACACAGAUGUGUCUCAAUCUGCUUCAUGAUAAACCAGAAGCUGCCUUUGAAUGAUUAAGCUUGGUAUGUUGCAUUCAGUUAUCAUCUAUACCUCAUGUUCAAGUCAUUUUCCAAAGCACAACUACAUUUUCACCUUUUAAAGGGGAGCCAAAAUGUCUAGUUAAACUGUGAUGUUUCACUGUCAGUUGGUUUUUAGAACCAAAAACAGCUGUCCCUCAUGCUUUAAUAUAAUUAAAGUUAGGCAAUGCUGAGCCAUCUUUGUUCCUCUUAAGCCACUGUCCUUGGGAUGUGUGUCCAAAGAUUGCAGUGUCUAUGCACAAAUAAUGGAAGAUUGUUUGUCAUGUUAUGUCAGUUGUUGUUCAGCAGUGUGUAGCGCGAUCAUGUUUUAUUCUACAUUUAUGUUGUAUUUUUUUGUGCUGCAUAAGCUAUCAGUGAAGACACAGUCGCAUCCGUGCAUGGCAGCAGCUUCACUUGGUGUGACCGCCCAAUUCUAUUUAUAUUUUUAAUUCAUGUUAAUUAAGACAUAAUGAAAAUUAGAAUCGAAAGUCUACUCAGGACACUAUUAGGUAUUGAGAUCUUUUUUUAAAUAACAGAUGAUUGUACAAUCAACUGUUUGACCUGUGCUGGAAUAAGGGACGUCUUUACAACUCAAGCCAUAAAGUGGAGCGAAAUGCCAGCUCACAGAACGAGGCUACGUCGUGCUGAACUACUAUACUAGACUCUGUGCUUCUGCAUUUCUGACUUCAAUGGAACAGUCUGGUGGAAAUAUUUUUGUAUCAGUAUAAUUUUUUUUAAUUGAAAAAUAAACAAUGUUCAAACUUA